Molecule: messenger RNA, 3726 nt
Organism: Cheilinus undulatus (humphead wrasse)
Lineage: Eukaryota; Metazoa; Chordata; Actinopteri; Labriformes; Labridae
Gene: picalmb
Product: phosphatidylinositol binding clathrin assembly protein b
Exons: 23
Coding region: 715-2913 (732 amino acids)
Biological process (GO): synaptic vesicle budding from presynaptic endocytic zone membrane; clathrin coat assembly; clathrin-dependent endocytosis
Cellular component (GO): clathrin-coated vesicle; synaptic vesicle; clathrin-coated pit
Molecular function (GO): 1-phosphatidylinositol binding; phosphatidylinositol-4,5-bisphosphate binding; SNARE binding
Source: RefSeq, a predicted model, not a curated record
ACUCCUCAAUCAAUGCAGGCUCCAUGCUCUCAUCCAGGCCUCUGACUCCCUCUGACUGAGCGUUUGUUCAUUGUUUUCCCCCUCAGCUGGACUGCAGUCGGUGGGUGUACACCUGCACCACAGCGGGCCUCGGAGCGGCUUGAGAUCUGAUUCAGGGUCUGCCGGGCGAACAGAGAGCAUUACAGGGCCCGCCAUUUCCCCUCCUCAGUGGUCUCCUUUUCGUUCAUAGCGCUUUAACGCCGAGCAGCGGCGGCAGCGGCAGGAGGAGGAAGAGGAGGAGGAGGAGGAGCGGUGAGGCGAGCGGCGGCGGCGGAGGCAGGCAGGCAGGCAGGCAGGGAUCCGGUGUGCUACAUCGGGAUGAGAGCGAGACAGAGACCCGGGUUGGAUGAGUCAGCGAGCGGACCCUGCAAACCGUGAGACCUGAAACCAACAAGAGUAGAGACCGGGAGCCGAACGGCGCCACAAACAAGAAACAACCUAACAAUUUUUGAUUGUUGUCAGAUUCCGCUUCUCUUUAUUCCGCCCUCCCCUGGUCCGUGUCUGCCAUAGCCAGGUUUUGAUUUUAUAUCCUCCAAGCCGGGGGACAGAAAGGGGGGGCCCAGCCGGCAAAGGUUGCGGAGGAGGUGGAGGUUUUAUUAUUUUAUUAUUUUAAAGCUGAACACAGACUAAGCUCUACAUUUUUAACGCCUUUUGUGUCGAGAGAGUGAAGCGAAGAUGUCGGGCCAGAGCAUUACGGACCGGAUCACCGCAGCCCAGCACAGUGUAACGGGAUCCGCUGUGUCGAAAACAGUAUGCAAGGCCACCACACACGAAGUCAUGGGUCCGAAAAAGAAACAUUUGGACUAUUUGAUCCACUGCACCAACGAGAUGAACGUCAACAUUCCCCAACUGGCCGACUCGCUGUUUGAGCGGACGACCAACACCAGCUGGGUGGUCGUGUUUAAGUCUCUUAUCACCACACACCACCUCAUGGUCUACGGCAACGAGCGUUUUGUCCAGUACCUGGCUUCAAGGAAUACACUUUUCAACCUCAGUAAUUUUUUGGACAAAAGCGGGUUACAAGGUUAUGACAUGUCCACGUUUAUCAGGAGGUACAGUCGGUAUCUGAACGAGAAAGCUGUUUCAUACAGACAAGUCGCCUUCGACUUCACGAAAGUUAAGCGCGGCGUGGACGGCGUAAUGAGAACCAUGAAUACAGAGAAGCUGCUGAAGACGAUCCCCAUCAUUCAGAACCAGAUGGACGCCCUCCUCGAUUUCAAUGUCAAUGCCAACGAGCUGACUAAUGGAGUCAUCAAUGCAGCCUUCAUGCUCCUCUUCAAAGACUCCAUCAGGCUGUUUGCUGCUUAUAAUGAAGGCAUUAUCAACCUGCUCGAGAAAUACUUUGACAUGAAGAAGACCCAGUGUAAAGAAGGCUUGGACAUUUAUAAGAAGUUUCUCACCAGAAUGACUCGGAUAUCAGAGUUCCUCAAAGUAGCAGAGCAGGUGGGCAUCGAUCGAGGAGACAUUCCAGACCUUUCUCAGGCUCCCAGCAGCCUUCUGGAAGCUCUGGAGCAGCACUUGGCCUCUUUAGAGGGCAAGAAGGUCAAAGACUCCACCGCAGCCAGCAGGGCCAGCACUCUCUCAAAUGCCGUGUCAUCGCUGGCCAGCACGGGGAUGUCCUUCACUAAAGUGGAUGAGCGGGAGAAGCAGGCAGCCCUCGAAGAGGAACAGGCUCGACUCAAAGCGCUGAAGGAACAGAGGCUCAAGGAGCUCUCAAAGAGGCCCUCCUUCUCCACCACCGACACAUCACCGAUCUCCACCACCGGGGGCACCAUCAGCACAGCACCAGCCAUCGACCUCUUCUCCACACCCAGCUGCUCUAAUGGGGCAGUGAAGAUGGAGAGCGAUCUCUUUGACCUGCAGUCAACUUUCCAGCCCUCCAUGCAGUCCGGCUCAACAGGGCUUCCAGUGGCAACAGCGUGGGCAGAUCCUUUCACCUCUGCUGAAGCUGGAGAUGAUUCCAUGCCAAACCUUAACCCUUUCCUCUCAAAACUCGUUGUCGAUGCCACUCACUUACCUGUCGUGUCUUCAGAUGGUGUUAGCUUUUCCUCUAGGACAUCUGGUCAUGAAAUGUUUGGUGAUCGUUACAAUCCCUUUAUUGACACAAACUCAUCCGUUUCAACCAAUUACAAACGCACAGUGCGGAUAGAACACUCCAUCUCAGACUCCUUCUGUGGUCCAGUGUCCAUUGCCCAGCACCUCCCACACCAGGCUCCUUUCCCCACUGAGCCCUCUACUGUAGCAGGUCUAUUCAGAGGAUACUCAACGCCACAGCCCCCUCCUCAGCAGUCUGGAGGGGGUCUCCAGGUGGACUUCGAGUCAGUUUUUGGAGCCAAAGCCACAGGCAGCAACAGUCUCAAUUCUGACGAUAUCACCGGAGGCAUCUUGAAACCGACUCUCGCCGGCUCCAACCAGCCGUCUGGCCAGCUGCCAGAGAAGCUGGUGUCAGAUGACCUUGACUCCUCGCUGGCUAACCUUGUCGGCAACCUGGGUAUUGGGAACGGCACGAUGAAAAAUGACAUCCAUUGGAGCCAGCCAGGGGAGAAGAGGAUGACCGGCGGCACCAACUGGCAGCCCAAAGCGGCACCAACCACGACCUGGAACCCCGUUUCCAUGCCUCCGUCAAUCAUGGCCUUCCCUGCCACCACACCCACAGGCAUGAUGGGAUACGGCAUGCCUCCACAAAUGGGCUCUAUGGGGAUGAUGAAUCCACCCACUAUGAUGUACUCGCAGCCUGUGAUGAGGCCACCUAACCCUUUUGGCUCUGUGUCGAGCGCUCAGCCCUCCGCAGCCUCUAGUCCUUCCAGCCAGAGUCCUCUCCGAGCCCCUGGACAGGACCCGUUUGCACACCUAUCUCUCAAGGAUUUCUUGUAGAGCAUCUCUUUAGAUGCAGUUCAUGUAAUUUGAAGAAAAGUGUCUCUCAGAAGAUGAAGCACUUAGCAGCAAAGCUUUGUCCUCGUUGCAGUCUAACUCUUCAGAGAAACAUUUACAUGCACACACUUACACACACUCCCAAACACAGACAUGUCAAGAACACAAUGGUGCAACGACUGUCAGAAACCAUGGUAACCAUGUCCAAAUGACGUUUGGCGCUAGCUCACACCCAUUAUUCUGUAACUUGUCCAAGACGUCGAGUGAUGCUGCUGUCUAACUCCCCUUAAAGAGGAUUCCUUAUCCAUUUUACAGCCCGAUCUGUAAAGAUAGUACUGGGUGCGGAGAAACUUUGAUGUUAUGUAUUUGGACAAACUGUGGCUGGAUGCAAAACGGCUCGAUGUUCAGCUGGGGAGGGGGCGGAGGGAAAGCGGAGAGUGGUCCUCCCCUUUCUUGAUCCGAUCAUCAGUCAUCCGUUCCCCACAGUUAUUUAACUGUCACUAAGUAGUGAUGCUAAUGGCGUUUACACCUGUUUAGUUUUUGUCUUUUUUACCGUGUUUACAGUAGACAUUCCUUGUGUGUUGUUUGUAUUUAUUUAUGAUUAUUGGUUUAAGAUUGGGGGAAAAUAAUGUAAAAUCUACAGUACAUUGAACACCUGUGGGAGUGCUUCAGCAUAAAACAAGGAUCUCAGACUAUCAUUGAGAGGUAGAGUAAAAAAUAGCUAUUAUAUAAAUUACACCUAUUAAGCGGAAUGAUAGAGCACUAAAUAUUCUACAAGUUUUGUGUUAAGAAAAUUUUUUACUAGAUGAAAGAUUU